CAACAACAUCCACGUAUGAAACCCAGUCUACAGGAUAAUGUUACGAAACCCAGUCUACAGGAUAAUGUUAUGAAACCCAGUCUACAGGAUAAUGCUAUGAAACCCAGUCUACAGGAUAAUGUUACGAAACCCAGUCUACAGGAUAAUGCUAUGAAACCCAGUCUACAGGAUAAUGCUAUGAAACCCAGUCUACAGGAUAAUGCUAUGAAACCCAGUCUACAGGAUAAUGUUAUGAAACCCAGUCUACAGGAUAAUGUUACGAAACCCAGUCUACAGGAUAAUGUUAUGAAUCCCAGUCUACAGGAUAAUGCUAUGAAACCCAGUCUACAGGAUAAUGUUAUGAAACCCAGUCUACAGGAUAAUGUUACGAAACCCAGUCUACAGGAUAAUGUUAUGAAACCCAGUCUACAGGAUAAUGUUACGAAACCCAGUCUACAGGAUAAUGUUAUGAAUCCCAGUCUACAGGAUAAUGCUAUGAAACCCAGUCUACAGGAUAAUGUUAUGAAACCCAGUCUACAGGAUGUUAUGAAACCCAGUCUACAGGAUAAUGCUAUGAAACCCAGUCUACAGGAUAAUGUUAUGAAACCCAGUCUACAGGAUAAUGCUAUGAAACCCAGUCUACAGGAUAAUGCUAUGAAACCCAGUCUACAGGAUAAUGUUAUGAAACCCAGUCUACAGGAUAAUGUUACGAAACCCAGUCUACAGGAUAAUGUUAUGAAUCCCAGUCUACAGGAUAAUGCUAUGAAACCCAGUCUACAGGAUAAUGUUAUGAAACCCAGUCUACAGGAUGUUAUGAAACCCAGUCUACAGGAUAAUGCUAUGAAACCCAGUCUACAGGAUAAUGCUAUGAAACCCAGUCUACAGGAUAAUGCUAUGAAACCCAGUCUACAGGAUAAUGCUAUGAAACCCAGCCUACAGGAUAAUGUUAUGAAACCCAGCCUACAGGAUAAUGUUAUGAAACCCAGUCUACAGGAUAAUGCUAUGAAACCGAGUCUACAGGAUAAUGCUAUGAAACCCAGUCUACAGGAUAAUGCUAUGAAACCCAGUCUACAGGAUAAUGCUAUGAAACCCAGUCUACAGGAUAAUGCUAUGAAACCCAGUCUACAGGAUGUUAUGAAACCCAGUCUACAUGAUAAUGCUAAGAAACCCAGUCUACAGAAUAAUGUUACGAAACCCAGUCUACAGGAUAAUGUUAUGAAACCCAGUCUACAAGAUAAUGUUACGAAUCCCAGUCUACAGGAUAAUGUUAUGAAACCCAGUCUACAGGAUAAUGUUACGAAACCCAGUCAAUAGGAUAAUGUUAUGAAACCCAGUCUACAAGAUAAUGUUACGAAACCCAGUCUACAGGAUAAUGUUAUGAAACCCAGUCUACAGGAUAAUGCUAUGAAACCCAGUCUACAGGAUAAUGCUAUGAAACCCAGCCUACAGGAUAAUGUUAAAAAACCCAGUCUACAGGAUAAUGUUACGAAUCCCAGUCUACAGGAUAAUGUUAUGAAACCCAGUCUACAGGAUAAUGUUAUGAAACCCAGUCUACAGGAUAAUGUAAACCGAAAGGUUGCACAACUGAUGUCGAAGAAAGUCUUAUCUGACUUCACAUAUUGUGCUGCUUUAAAACCACUCUAAGAACUACAGUCCUCCACUGUUAUUAACUAACCUGAAUAAACCCCUCUAUAGUCUGUUAUUAACUAACCUGAAUAAACCCCUCUAUAGUCUGUUAUUAACUAACCUGAAUAAACCCCUCUAUAGU
Oncorhynchus mykiss (rainbow trout) is the source of this 1747-nucleotide messenger RNA. NCBI's taxonomy places the organism in Eukaryota, Metazoa, Chordata, Actinopteri, Salmoniformes, Salmonidae. The record is from RefSeq and is a predicted model, not a curated record.